AUGGGACCGGAUAUCAACGAGCCUCUCAAACUACCAUGCGGGUUAGUUCUGCCCAAUCGCUUAGUUAAGGCUGCUAUGGCCGAAGGACUGGCAGAUAGGGGCCAUUUGCCAGGCGCUAAAAUAUCUCGAGUCUACGGCGAAUGGGCAAAGGGUGGUUGGGGUGCCCUUCUCACAGGAAACGUCCAGGUUGAUGUCCGCCACCUAGGCAGCUAUGGUGACGUAGCUACUCGCGAGUAUGGAGAAGAUAGAGAUCGGCCACUGGAGGCGUGGAAGCUAUACGCAGAUGCCUGCCAGCUUCACGGCACGCCCGCAAUCGCUCAGAUCUGCCACCCCGGCCGCCAGUCCCCGAUAGGUGCAGGCGAAAGGGGAUUCUUUGGCAAAGCGAUUGCGCCAAGUGAGAUUCCACUUAAUAUCGGUAGUGGACUGGCUGCAACCAUCGUUAGGAAUCUCGUUUUCGGGGUACCAAAGGCCAUGUCGUCUGCUGAUAUAGAUCAUGUCGUCGCCCAGUUUGUAAAUUGUGCUCGCACGUUGGCGGACUGUGGCUUCUCUGGUAUUGAGAUUCACGCAGCGCACGGUUAUCUCCUAUCGCAGUUUCUCUCCCCACGAAGCAACACUCGCCAGGAUGACUAUGGCGGGAGCGCUGAACGGCGAGCACGUAUUGUUGUCCAGAUCAUCCAGCAGAUUCGAAGCGCAGUCCCGGACAGUUUUUGCGUUGGCAUCAAGCUGAACUCGGCCGAUCACAACGCAUCUGAUUUCGAUGACACCAUGGCUCAAAUCCGUCUAUUUGCGGAUGCAGGUGUAGACUUCCUGGAACUGUCUGGCGGGACUUAUGAAGACCCAACGAUGAUGGGCCGCGGGCUCCGGGAUGAAACGGACCACCCUAAGAGUCAACACACAGAGUCUCGCGAGGCCUUUUUCAUAGAUUUUGCAACAGAAACGAGAAAGCGGUUUCCCAAUUUGAUUCUCCUACUCACCGGGGGGUUUCGGAGUCGCAAGGGCAUCGAGGCGGCGUUGAAGGGUGGCGUAUGUGAUCUCGUUGGCAUCGGGCGUCCAGCAGUUCUGCGCCCCGACUUUCCACGACUCGUGAUGGACGAUACAUACACUGAUCAAGAAGCGAAGGUUGUAUUUGGCAAAGUUUCAGUCCCAUUUGUGGCGCGGCUGCUGAAAAUCCGAAUAUUGGGUGGCGGCGCGGAGACCCAAUACUUCCAGAGCCAGAUCCACCGGAUAGCUGCUAGUCUUGCAACACAUGCACCAUAG
Molecule: messenger RNA, 1257 nt
Organism: Aspergillus puulaauensis
Lineage: Eukaryota; Fungi; Ascomycota; Eurotiomycetes; Eurotiales; Aspergillaceae
Product: NADH:flavin oxidoreductase/NADH oxidase family protein
Exons: 7
Coding region: 1-1257 (418 amino acids)
Molecular function (GO): FMN binding; oxidoreductase activity
Source: RefSeq, a predicted model, not a curated record